AUGAAGUCAUCGGAAUAUCUGUCCAGCGACAUGUUGGACGAGAGCCUCCUGAAGUCGUUUGCUCCAUUUCGCGUGGUACAAAUGAUUCUGGGGUCGUGCAGGGUCGACGCUAAGUACCGAUUCGUAACUUCCCCGACGACAUUACAGAGAGCCUACUCCGUUAUCUGUUUAUUAAUAGUACUGAUUUUUUAUUCAACUAUUCUCGCUAGUUACUUUCCGAGAUACGUAGCAUUCCCUCAUAUAUACUAUAUUAAUUUUGUUUCACUUUUCCUUCACUACUCAACGUUCGCAUGUAACGUUAUUCACGUCCGCUUCGUGAACAAUGAUUCAAACGUUAAAUUUUACAUUAAAAUGCAAGAAAUCGAUCGUAAGUUGAAAGUCGAUAAUAACAAAAUAUUUAACAACAUCUUAUUCAAAACCAACGUUGUGUCCGUCGCUGCCGCCGCACUCGUCUCGCUGCUGCUCUACGCGUCGGCCGUGUCCGAAGACGCGCUCGUAACCGUGAGCUUCGCGGGCCCGCUCGUCGCGCAGAUGACGAGCACGUUCGAAUGGCUCAACUGCGCGAACCUUUUGAUAUAUUUCUACAUUCGCAUUCGCUACAUCAAUGCCAUCAUUACAAAUCAUUUGAGAGGCACGGCGGAUUUACCGGCCGAAAAAUAUACAAAAAGUAUAUUCCCUACGAUGAAAACGUUGCGUUGCUUGGCCUCAAAGACGCAUGAUUUUAAAUUUAGCGAUACCGACGUAUAUUUGAAGGAUAUAUUUGAGGAGUUGCUUAGAUUUCAAUCGCUUUACCGGUUCCAGAUUUUUUUAUUCUGUUUCAAAUUUUUUACUGCAACACUUUUGACAUUCGAAUUUAUACUACUGGGAUUGCAACACGACAUUAUAAAACACUUUGAAUUUAUAGUUUUACCGACAGUGACCGCAAUUGACUUAAUCAUAAUUGUUGUCAUAUGCGUUCGAUGCGAGGCAUUCUACAGAGAAAUUAAGACCACGAAAUAUCUUUGCAUCACAGUUCUGUCCCUGAUCUACAGUGGGCCGCUGAGACGAAAAGCUAUUAAAAUGUUAAAGAUGAUCAAAGAGAGACCGCCGCAGUUUUCAGUUUACGACAUGUGGCGAAUGGAUGCAGCUACUAUGAUUAAAAUGAUUAAUUUGGUCACUACUCUCAUGGUUACAUUACUGCAAUUCGCUCUUCUGUAA
Messenger RNA from Vanessa atalanta (red admiral), 1197 nucleotides. RefSeq lists its product as uncharacterized. The transcript has 4 exons. Gene Ontology annotation, cellular component: membrane. The record is from RefSeq and is a predicted model, not a curated record. Gene Ontology annotation, biological process: sensory perception of taste. Bases 1 to 1197 code for a protein of 398 amino acids. NCBI's taxonomy places the organism in Eukaryota, Metazoa, Arthropoda, Insecta, Lepidoptera, Nymphalidae.